GACAAGCAGGUGACAUUCCAGGAACGUGUUGCCAAGAUGGACAUUGACGAGGCCAGAGCGGAACACCUGGUGAAGUUGCAUCAAGACAAGAGCAUCAUGUCUGAACAAGAGACAGGGUACUAUGACAGUAUUGCUAAUGAGGAUACUGGGGAAGAUGGUUCAUUCAUCGGCACCAGUACACCAAAGACAUCCGGACAAACCUCCACAGCACACAUGGCAUCAGGGCUGAGUGCCAGUGUAAUGGGACAGGAGCAGAGCGAGUACUAUGACUCCAUGGUCCGAGAAAGCAAAUCAAAAGGAUUGACAAAUGGACACACAUCUCAGAAUGAAGCAGUGCAAGACCCCACAAGCCUGUCAGCCUUUAGUACUCGAGCACAAUUAGCUGAGUCAGCUGCUCAGACAUUCCUGGCCAACAAGCCUAACGACCUCCAGUCUGGUACCUCCACCACAUCUUUACCUAAAAACAGCAGCUCCUCUAGCCUGGCCUGGGACGCUCCAUUACGAUUGGCACAGGAACAAGCACUCGCGUCACAGGAGAUUGAUUCUGAUGAUGAGAUCGAGUACCCUACCAAUGGACUUGUGGAGACUGACCUCAUGACUGACAAGUCGGCGUUUUUCGAAGAGGAUAAUGACCCUCAUGAAAUGGCCAAGAGGCUGGAGAAGGAAAUGGCCGCCAGUGUGGUCAGCUUCUGGAGGAAGACAGUGGUGCAGUCCCAAAUACCUGUCGACUAUGGACAGUACGAAGAAGAAGAGGAAGAGAACACUUUAAAUGUUUCCUAUGGUCAUGACCCAGAUAUGCCUCCCCCGCCUCCACCCUUGGACAUGGCAAUGGACUCACCCACAGGUGCCCCUGCUCCUCCUCCACCCCCUCCACCUCCUCCACUGCCUCACUCUCAGACCAUGCCCAUGAUGAAUGGAGGGGGGCAUGUACGCUUGUUGGAGAAUGGAACAAAUGGAGACAUGCAAAGAUCUGAAGAUAGAAAUGUGCCUAAAUCGAAAAGUGACAACCACAUUGGAAAUGGUACUCCAUCUGUGACAAGGCAAAUUUCACUAUCUGACAUGCGAGCCAAACUACGGAAAACAAACUUUGAUGUUGCGGAUGGAACUCUCAGAAAGGUCGUAGAAUCAUCGCCCUCUCAAGUUGACUUCCGCCAUGUCUUAAAGAGAAAACAGCAAAAGACUCCUCUGGAAAAUGGGUAUAACUAAGAAGCUCAGAAACUAAUACAUCCACUGGGAACUGUCCUCAGAAACAAAUACAUCCAUAAGACUUUUGUAAGCCUUCACUGUUUCUGUGUGUGCAGAAACAAAUACAUCCAUAAGACUUUUGUAAGCCUUCACAGUUUUUGUGUGUGUAGAAACAACUACAUCCUUUAGCCAAACAGCAUAUUUUUGAACAAAUAGUCAGACCCACACUUGCUAGAUCUUAUCAAGAGUGUAAUUUUGCAUUAUGAAUUGAAUCCAAAGAACAAUAUUCCAUUAAUAUUGAGCGUCUUCUGUAGGCAUGCCAAGAUGUGAUAGCGUCUGUGUUGAUGUUUGUAUGUAUUAUUUUUGUGUAGUGACCUCUUGUCACCUAGAUGUGAAGGGCGCCUCCAUACAUAGCGUUGUGAUGGUCCAUGUUGGGUAUAACAUUAUUGUGUUCCGUGCUCCUGGCACCAUGUCUUAACACAAAAAUAUCCAUUCAAUCAAACAGAUUGAAAAAGUUAUUGAUUUUAUUCUUUUUUUUUACACUAAUUGUAUAAAGGUUAUUGUUGGUAUUUUUUAAAUUGAUGACAAAACAACACUUUAAUUUUUCAGUAUAUCAUAGAUAUUGUCAGUGGACACAAUGUGAGCGCAAAGAAAAAUGCCACCAAAAGUAUUCAAUAAAGAGCAUUAAUCACAUGAAUUAAUACCUAUUUGUACAAUCCACAUUUUUGUUUAUUUAUUUGUUGUUUAAUGCCGCACUCAGCAAUAUUACAGCUAUAUGGCGGCUAUUGUCCACAUAGGUUUGAUGUUUAGUGAACUAUGAAAUGUUGAUCUAUUGUUACAUGUUAUGUCCAGUUGUCUCCCUUGUGUGCUCCCUUUGGCUUGCAUACAUUAUGUACAGGAUGUUGAUCUCAAGCUGGCUUAGGCAUCAUUAGUUUACAGGUAAUGACAAAAUUGUUUUUUCCAUUUACACCAAAGCUGGAGGACAUUAAACAUUUCAGCUCUACCAGGAGAAAUAGAAGCUGUCUGUUAGAAUGUGUUUCAUUAAUUGCUAAUAACUGACAGAUAAGUUGGGUCAGAAAAUACCACAUUGUACAGAUGCGUAUCAGGGAUAGAAUGAGAUUUCAGGAUCACGUGUUACUGUCGGCCUAAAAUUUCAUCCACCAAUGCUAAUCAAAGUUUAAAAGAGGAAUUGUCUCUGUGAAAUCAGGUUGAGAUUCCCUAAAAUGUUCUUUUAAGAAGCAGUUUCCUAUGCAAGGAGGUGACAAGACACAUUGGUUGGAAUUUUAGUGGGCCUAAGUUUUGGCAACUGACUGUGAUUGGCCAGUACUGUUCUGAUAUUUUUCGAAUGUUUUUGAU
This is a messenger RNA of Haliotis rubra (blacklip abalone), 2541 nucleotides long. Its product is annotated as histone-lysine N-methyltransferase set1-like. The record is from RefSeq and is a predicted model, not a curated record. Bases 37 to 1206 code for a protein of 389 amino acids. NCBI's taxonomy places the organism in Eukaryota, Metazoa, Mollusca, Gastropoda, Lepetellida, Haliotidae. The transcript has 8 exons.